Molecule: messenger RNA, 686 nt
Organism: Moneuplotes crassus
Lineage: Eukaryota; Ciliophora; Spirotrichea; Euplotida; Euplotidae
Source: the annotation of a GenBank genome assembly
UUCUGCGAUUAUUAGAUCCAACUCCAUCAAAAAUUAAAAUCUACAACCUAUUCAUCCCCUCAGAGUAUCUGUUUUUUCCUGGCUUAAUCAAUGGCAUACUCUCUAAUCAAUUUCAUUAUCUCCAUCUAUCACGUUGGUAUUCAUUCUUUCUGAGUUACUUUGGCUUCCUCUCUUCUUUCCCACUCUGUAGUUUCCUUUACUCCUGAAGGAUUUAUCUGGUAAAUUUUACUAAGUAAAGAGCUAAUACAGAUGAUGGCUCAUUCUGAUAACCCCAAUUGACAGUCUUGUGCUCUCAUUCAACCUCUGAGGAUGGCCAAGACUCAAUAACUUAAUAUCUGUAUAAACAAGUUCUUUGAGAAGUAAGUAAAGAACACAGCAGUGAGGCCAUACAACACUGCAUAAAAUCCUCCGCUUAGUUCUAAAACAUCUCCCAAUUUAAAGACCUUCAGAUGGUAUAUCUCCGCGUUCUCCUCAAGUCUAAAAUAGACACCUACAACAAGCCGGUCAGCUCUUUCAGAUGAAUACCUGUCAUCCUUCUCAGUGACUCUAAAGAAGUUAUUUAUUUCCUUAGAUACAGUCCUAUAAAGGAUAUUAUCUUCAGACACGGAAAUCUUUAUUCUUGAUGUAAAUAUCAGGUUUCACGGCAAAUCCUGGUAUUAGCUCUUAAUGGAACCUAUCAUCAAUAG